Molecule: messenger RNA, 2706 nt
Organism: Lodderomyces orthopsilosis Co 90-125
Lineage: Eukaryota; Fungi; Ascomycota; Pichiomycetes; Serinales; Debaryomycetaceae
Gene: GPH1
Product: glycogen phosphorylase
Exons: 1
Coding region: 1-2706 (901 amino acids)
Biological process (GO): glycogen catabolic process
Cellular component (GO): cytoplasm
Molecular function (GO): pyridoxal phosphate binding; glycogen phosphorylase activity
Source: RefSeq, a predicted model, not a curated record
AUGUCUCAAGAUUAUCUCACUCCGUCAACAUUACCACACCCUCCUUUAAAGAGAACCAACACAGGGUUCACUCCUAACCAAAUUAUUGCAUUGGAUGCCGAAAUUCCCGCAUCAGCAAAGGAAACAUGGUUCAGAUACUCUCAAUUGGAUAUAUUGGACUCAAAUUAUAGAGGACCACGUAACAAGACUGAUAAUGUCCACACAAUUGUUGAUAACCCUGAUAAAUUUGAAAAGGAGUUUGUCAACCAUGUUGAAAUGUCAUUGGGGAGAUCCAUGUACAAUUGUGAUGACUUGGCUGCUUAUCAAGCUGCUGCAAACACUGUUAGAGAUGCAUUGGUGAUUGAUUGGUCCAAUACUCAACAAAGACAAACUGUUCAGGAUGGAAAAAGAGUUUACUACUUGUCGUUGGAAUUUUUAAUGGGAAGGGCUAUGGAUAAUGCAUUGAUUAACUUGAAAUGUGAGAAAAACACCAAAAAUUCGUUGAACGACUUGGGUUUCAGCUUGGAAGACGUUUUAGAACAAGAACCAGAUGCCGGUUUGGGAAACGGUGGUUUAGGUAGAUUGGCUGCUUGUUUUGUUGACUCUUUGUCAUCGAAAAACUACUCUGGUUGGGGUUAUGGUCUUAACUACCAGUAUGGUAUUUUUAAACAAAAAAUUAUCGAUAGUUACCAGGUUGAGACUCCAGAUUAUUGGUUGAGAUAUACCAAUCCAUGGGUUUUAGACAGACACGAAAUUCGUAUCCCUGUUGACUUUUAUGGAUAUGUGUACCAAGAACAAGACCCAAACACUGGUAAAGUUAAAAAGAGUUGGAGUGGUGGUGAAAGAAUUUUGGCUGUUCCUGCAGACUUUCCUGUUCCUGGAUACAACACCGACAACACCAACAAUUUAAGAUUGUGGAAUGCUAAACCAACCCAUGAAUUUGAUUUCACCAAGUUUAAUGCGGGUGAUUAUCAGCAAUCUGUUGCAGCUCAACAAAGAGCAGAAGCUAUCACUGCCGUGCUUUAUCCAAAUGAUAACUUUGAACAAGGUAAAGAAUUGAGAUUGAAGCAACAAUAUUUCUGGGUUGCGGCAUCAUUGCACGAUAUCGUUCGUAGAUUCAAAAAGAAUCACAAAACCAAUUGGAAGAAAUUCCCUGAUCAAGUUGCUAUUCAAUUGAAUGACACCCAUCCAACAUUGGCAAUUGUUGAAUUGCAAAGAAUUUUGGUUGAUUUGGAAGGGUUGGAGUGGGACUAUGCGUGGUCAAUAGUUACCAAGGUUUUUGCUUAUACCAACCAUACAGUUUUGGCUGAAGCUUUGGAAAAAUGGCCGGUUGACGUGAUUGGUCAUUUGCUUCCAAGACAUUUGGAAAUAAUCUAUGAUAUUAACUACUUCUUCUUAAAGUCUGUUGAGCACAGAUUUCCAGAUGAUCGUGAUUUGUUGCGAAGAGCUUCCAUCAUUGAGGAGGGAUAUCCUAAAUCAGUGAGAAUGGCAUACUUGGCAAUCAUUGGAUCCCACAAGGUCAAUGGUGUGGCUGAAUUGCACUCAGAAUUGAUUAAAACCACCAUUUUCAAAGAUUUCGUCAAGAUAUUUGGACCUGAUAAGUUUACCAAUGUCACAAAUGGUAUCACCCCAAGACGUUGGUUGAGACAAGCUAACCCUGAAUUGGCUGCAUUGAUUGCGAAGAAAUUGGAUGAUCCGAAUUACGAAUAUUUGACAAACUUGGGAAGAUUAAAGAAAUUGGAACAGUUUAUUGACGAUGAAAAGUUUUUGAGAGAAUGGGAUGCUAUCAAGUUUAACAAUAAACGUAGGUUGGCUGCUUUGAUUAAACAAGAGACUAACGUCGAUGUUGAUCCAACUUUACUUUUUGAUGUUCAAGUCAAGAGAAUUCACGAAUACAAGAGACAGCAAAUGAAUAUCUUUUCAGUCAUUUAUAGAUAUUUGCACAUUAAAGAGUUGAUUGCCAAGGGUGUUUCUAUCGAUACAAUCAAGGAAAAGUACUAUAUUUCAAAAGCUUCCAUUUUUGGAGGUAAAGCUGCACCAGGUUACUACAUGGCUAAGACCAUCAUUCAUUUGAUUUGUAAAGUGGGUGAAGUUGUCAAUAACGAUACUGAAAUUGGUAAUCUUUUGAAAGUGGUAUUCAUCCCAGAUUACAAUGUCUCUAAGGCCGAGAUUAUUUGCCCUGGUUCUGAUCUAUCAAAUCACAUUUCUACUGCAGGUACAGAAGCUUCAGGAACUUCUAAUAUGAAAUUUGCCUUGAAUGGUGGGUUAAUCAUUGGUACCGUUGAUGGAGCCAAUGUUGAAAUCACUCGUGAAAUUGGUGAAGAAAACAUUUUCCUUUUUGGUAAUUUGGCUGAAUCAGUUGAUGAGAUCAGACACAAACAUUUUGUUGAUGGUGUUAAUAUUCCUGAAACUUUACAAAAAGUAUUUGAUGCUGUCCAAAAUGGACAAUUUGGUAAUCCUGAUGAUUUCAAACCUUUGAUUGAAAGUAUUAGAGAUCAUGGAGAUAAUUACCUUGUUUCUGAUGAUUUUGACUUGUACUUGGAUGCCCAGAGAAAAGUUGAAAAUGUAUUUGGUCAUCAUGGUGCUGAUGCUGAAGAUGAAGAUCAUUUGAAGAGAUGGGUUAGAAAAUCGGUUUGGAGUGUUGCCAAUAUGGGGUUCUUUUCCAGUGAUAGAUGUAUUGACGAAUAUGCUGAGAAUAUCUGGAAUAUAGAGCCAUCUAAUAUUUAG